Diplodia corticola is the source of this 2220-nucleotide messenger RNA. RefSeq names its product rna binding protein nrd1. NCBI's taxonomy places the organism in Eukaryota, Fungi, Ascomycota, Dothideomycetes, Botryosphaeriales, Botryosphaeriaceae. Bases 1 to 2220 code for a protein of 739 amino acids. The transcript is spliced from 5 exons. Gene Ontology annotation, molecular function: RNA binding. The record is from RefSeq and is a predicted model, not a curated record.
AUGUCAGCCAUCGAGGAGCUGAACACGUUGCUGCUGUCGCUGUCUGCGCUGAAGCCCCCAGGAGCCAACAAGUCGAAGAUCACCGCCAUCACCACCCUCUGCAUUGCGAACGCAAACCAAUGUCCCCAAAUCCUCCAGACGAUCCGCGACCGGUUCAACACCUCUCCCAACACCCAUAAGCUUGGCGUACUCUAUGUACUUGAUGCCGUCGUGCGGCAGUGGGCGGACAAGGCCCGGCUGAACAAAGAAGAUGCAGCAUCUGCAGGUUCUGACGUAUCAAAGGCGCCGAACUCCAUUGGAGUUGUCAUUGCGACCCAGUUGCUCCCUCCGAUGAUGUACGACCUCAUUCAGAAUGCGCCAGAGGACCAGAAGGAGAGAAUUGGCAAGAUGGUUGAGAUUUGGGAGCGCGGCAACACGUUUCCCCCGAAGAUGCUUGCCGACUUCAAGCAGCGCUUAGGAGCCCGUAAGAUUCUCCCCAACGCCCAGGGACCGCACCGUGAGCCGAAACAGGGGUCUGAUGUCUUCGUAUCUGCAGCUGCGCCUCCAGCGACCGGAACUCCAACGGGUGCUACCUCUAACCCCACGGCUCAGCCGCAAGCAGCACCAGUAGCUUCAGCAGCGCCUUCUGGCACAGUCUCACUGCUUGCGAGUCUGGCGAACGUAGGAAAGCAACAGACUGCUACUCCGACGCAGAAUGCCCAGUAUCAAAACGGCACGCAAUAUGCCACCGCUCCUCAACCGCAACAACAGAACGUAGGCCCUGCUUUGACUGCUCCGCCCAUGCCUUCAUAUGCACCCCAGCCCAAUGGCCAGGGUACUGUCGCACCUGCGUCGGCUGCUGCACCGGCUCCUGCUGUGCCGGUCAACCCUCUGAUGCCUCAGGCCUUUCAAAGUAUGCCCGGCGGCAACGAGGCUCUGAUGCAGUUCAUAGGCUCCUUGGUGCAACAAGGUUGGAGCCCGGAACAGAUAGCUCAGGUCAUCGCCGCCAUGAGCGGUAAUGCUCAGGGCUUGCCCGGUGUGCCGGGUGUGCCGACCGCCACCCAAGCUCCUCAAGCCGCUCAGGCCCAGAACGGAUUUGCACAAAUGGCGCCCAAUGGCCAGGCCCAGGCUGCGCAAGACUAUAGGAGUAGAGAUGAUCCUCGCGACUUGGAUCGCAACCGUGAUCGCAGCCGCUCCCCUGGUUCGAAGAAUCGGCGCACUUCUCCGGUGAACCGUCGUGAGAGCCCAACGUAUGGUGCUUACGACCCCUACAUCCCUCCUGGUGCUCCCGAUGGACCUGGCGGUGGACCUGGUAGCUCAAAUGGCCAGCCAUCCAGCGAGCACGGCGGGAACCGUCGAGGUGGUAGAAAGAAUAGGAGAAACCGUGAUAAGCAUCGUAACUCACCUGCUGUUCAGCAACAACAGCAGCAGUCGCAACAACCUCAGCAGCAGAGGGGCACGAGCGCAAAUCCUAGGCCUAAGUACAUCCAGCAUGACCCUACUCUGCCUAGGGGCAACAUCAAGGUGCUUAGUCGCACCUUGUUUGUGGGAGGCGUCUCUGCCACAGAGCAAGAACUUCGGCAGAUAUUCAGCCGCUUUGGAGAGGUCCAGACGUGCAUUGUCAAUCCGGAAAAGCACCAUGCCUUUGUCAAGAUGGCUAACCGGACUGACUCCGUCCAAGCAAAGCUUGGCAUGGAGAAAGAGAAGAACCCGCAAGUUCUCAACAAGGCUCGUCAGACUCGCUGGGGCGUAGGCUUUGGCCCCCGCGAAUGCAGUGACUAUAGCACCGGCAUUAGCGUUAUCCCCAUUGAACGUCUGACGGAGGCCGAUCGUAAGUGGGUCGUCACGUCCGAGUACGGCGGGACAGGUGGACGGAUCCUUGAGACGGGUCUUGUGAUCGAAGAGCCCGACAUUGAGAUUGGGACUGGAGUCUCAUCGAAGGGUAUGUUGCGUCCCUCACGUCUUGAAAUCAUGGGGAAACCAGUUAAUGACGCAAAAGACAAAGCCAUGAGUCGCCGGGUCGGCCCCGAGCCCACAGGCAAGCACGGUCACUUCCAUGGUCGGCGCAACAACCACGGCGGGGGUCACCAUGGCGGCGGAUUUGACCCUAACGCUUCGCGCUUCCGCAAGCCCGAUCCGCGCCCCGGUGGACCCCAGGGAGGGGAACCUCGGCCAGAGCCUCACACGAUUGGCGUGCCCCCGGCCGUCCCCGGCUUCGGCUUCCAGCUGCCCGGUAUGUGA